This is a messenger RNA of Pogonomyrmex barbatus (red harvester ant), 561 nucleotides long. RefSeq names its product migration and invasion enhancer 1. The record is from RefSeq and is a predicted model, not a curated record. Gene Ontology annotation, biological process: negative regulation of apoptotic process; positive regulation of filopodium assembly. Gene Ontology annotation, cellular component: cytosol. Lineage: Eukaryota; Metazoa; Arthropoda; Insecta; Hymenoptera; Formicidae.
UAAAACAUGUACGACGCAACAUCGAGUAACAAAAAUACUUUGUUUAUUUUGCGCGUAGAAGCUACGCUUGCAUUUUAUUUCCGACGACAAUGCAUGGCGUGUGUCAGAACAAAAACAACAGGAAUGGCCUUCUGCCGACGUUAAAAUGCAACGUAAACGAACUGACUGAGGGCAAACUACAGCGAUCGCCUAUGACUUAAAGUAUGAUAAAAUAAUAGGAGAAAUGGAUGUGAAAAUUGAUGUUGAGUAUUGUGGUUCAUGUGGGCACAAGAAGCAAUUUCUUCAGUUGGCAGAGGAGAUAAAAAAAAACGUUCCCAAUGCCACUGUCGCUGGUACCGCAGGAAGACAAGCCUCUUUCGAAGUGCAGGUCAAUGAUGAGCUGGUAUACUCGAAACUUCAAACGCUCAUGUUUCCCGACUUUGCUGCAAUAGCAGAUGUGAUCAAAGAUGUAUCUGCAGGUAAACCAGUGAGAAAAGUUGACCAGCAACAGGCUGACUGUGUAAUAUUGUAAACACAUUUUAUUAUAUAUCAGGUACAGAAUAAAAUUCAUUUUAUUAAUAU